CUGAUCGCAAUAUUGCGCUCUACUUGGACACUCGUGAUCCCCUCCAGUUUACUGACGAGCUAACGAAGAAGAAAAAACUAUUGCAAAUGUCCUGCAGAUAUGAGACUAUUAGACAAUAUUUCUGUCCGAAUAAAAUACCAGUUCCGAAUUCCGGUCCAUUUGCUCUGCUCCAUAUGAAAGCAUUCGCUCAACAAAUGUGUUGUUCAUCUGCCGAUUUCACGACACCGUUCAAUCGGAUUACGGACGUGGAAGCUGACAUGCAUCGAGAGGACAUUCGCGGUGGUGUUGCGCUCCGUGCGAACGAGAUCAUGAUGAAUGCGACUGAUUUGAAGUCAUUAAACGUCACUGCAGAGAAACUCGAGCCGGCGAUUACGCUCUCGUCACUGCAGCAUAAGAGUAUACUUGAACAGCUUGGAGUUUCCAUCUGUCAAGAAGAGAAUGAAAAGUUAUAUACACAUUUCAAUCUGGUCUCGGAGAAAAUGAUAUGGAUUGAGCAAACACCAUUGCUCAAAGCUGCCCAGAUAAACGUGUUCUUUAUGGAAAUCAUCUGUCCUGAUGAGAAGCGUCCAAUUGACUCACGGAUACCGACACCGACAGAUGCGCAACCGUUAGCCUCGCUGUUUCUUCUAAAUCCGCGGUCUGAUCGAGGAAGACUUUUACAAGUUGACACGGGGGAGGAGAAAACAGCCACAAUCGCCAUGUUUGCGGUGGCCAAAUAUUUGGAAGGAUACAAAGUGGAUAUUUUGACCACUUCUGUCGAGUUGUCAUUUCCCCAGUCGGAAGAGCAGCGACCGUUGUUUGAAUUAUUUGGUCUAACCAGAGCACAUAACAGUCAAGACAAUUGGGACUCUGACAACUGUUAUACCGCCGACAUUGUCUACGGUUCAGUGGAUGACUUCCAAUGUCACAUCUUGCAUCAGGAUUUCAGUAGUCGUAGCAGACGUGGAAAACGUACUCAUGUGAUUGUAGACGAGUGGGCCAAUGAAGAUCUCAUUUUGGAAAGGAAACUGAAAACCUUGGAGGAAUCAAUCCCCGCUAAAGAUGAUCAUACUGAACAUGCUGAAAUUAUGGAUGAGCUUGAAAAAAGUGGCACUUUGGGAACGUUCACUAUCAUGAAUAAAAAUCAGAUACGAUGGAAAUCGGUGAUGGCUUUGGCUGCAAUUAGACUACGUCAAAUAGCUACAGGAGCUGCCCUCACGGUAUUCACCAUGGGCGUUGGUAGUACCAUAGGUAUGGGGUUAAUUACCGAGGGUUAA
Echinostoma caproni is the source of this 1256-nucleotide messenger RNA. The record is from the annotation of a GenBank genome assembly. Lineage: Eukaryota; Metazoa; Platyhelminthes; Trematoda; Plagiorchiida; Echinostomatidae.